Hippocampus comes (tiger tail seahorse) is the source of this 2991-nucleotide messenger RNA. It is a transcript of the gene ccdc73, whose product is annotated as coiled-coil domain containing 73. The coding region runs from base 24 to 2645 and encodes 873 amino acids. The record is from RefSeq and is a predicted model, not a curated record. NCBI's taxonomy places the organism in Eukaryota, Metazoa, Chordata, Actinopteri, Syngnathiformes, Syngnathidae. The transcript has 12 exons.
AUGAAGCAACCAUUCAAACACUAAUGAAGGAGUUGGAGGAGGUCAACACCAAAGUGAUCAAAACAAAGUUGUCGUCAGUCCGACAUGAAACCGACAACUUAGUGACACACAAAGAGCAGCAUCUAAAUCAGCUGAGUUACAAGCUGAGCAUGGAAAAGGAAAUAAACAAGAGGCUACGGGAAGAGUAUGCAGCUGUGCGUUCAGAGAAGCAAGAGGUGAUGAUGUCCCUGCAGCACACUCAGCAACUCUUUUUGAACCAGACAUUGGCUGUGAACAGACAAGAGCUGCAGCUGCAGACACAAGAGGAGCAGUACAAGGCCCUCAAACUGGAUCAUGCAGAGAUGCAAGAGAGAAGCAAGAUAAUGGAAGAAAAAGUUGCUCAAUUGAUGAGUGAACAGCAACAUUUUCAAGCACUGAAAGAGGUGCAUGAUGACCUCCAACAGAAAUACAAUCAACUGUCUACACAGGUCAAAGUGCAGAAAACAAGGAAUUUGGAGAUGUUCCCCAGUCUAGCAGAGGGACCCGGAGGGAGACCUUCUGAUGAACCCAAGUCCAGCUUCACACUGUCUGUCUUUGGCAGCCUUCAGAACACAGCCGUUUCUCAGAGCAAAAUCCUGGACUGUCUGGAAGAUACGAGUGCUAAGACUAAACUGGAUGGUGAAAUGGGAGGACAAGGAACACCAAUGCUCCCCGGGCAGUCUGAAACUCAGCUACAAGUUCAACUUGAGGAGCCCUUUUCAAUUAGUUCACCCAAAACGCUUCUGGUGCUCUCACAGACAAUGGACAGUGAUGAUACCCUUUUGAAUAAACCCACGCGCAGCUCUAACACAAAUGAAAAGCUCUCUAAUGAAGGGUCAGAUCAGGCUUCUCAUCAGUCUGCAAAUGAGUUGGCUGUCAGUGAAAGCUUCGUGAAUGGAAUAAACAUAUCAAACUCAGACAACAAAUCAAGCAAUUACAUACUGACCAACGACAGAAAGAGAGAUCAUGGGAGCACAAGCCCAAGUCGAGAAGACUGUUGUGGGAUGGACAAAGUGACGGAGGCAAGGAACAAUAGUGAUGGAGGGCACACGAAUGAAAGUCAUCUGGGGAUUGCUCACGAUGUCCUGGAAGAGAGAUGUUCUGGAGAGGAGAAAGAGAUUCUUAUUUCCCAAACAGCAGAUCGUGGACACAUUCAAGAAUACGGUGAAGCGGGUGCACACAAGUCCAAAACAGAAACAACAGCAGAGUUCAGGGAUGGAGAGAAAGACAAAGGAAAAACCGAAACAGAGCAGGAGGUCAGGAUGACUUGUCAUAUAAAGAGCAAUAUCCCACCGGACACUGACUUAGUGGACCUCAGUGAGAAAAUAGGCACCGUCUGCGUGACAGACUGCGAUCAAAAGGACACAAAGAAGGUUGCAGACCGCAGUCCUGUUAACAUGAGAGAAGGGCAGCUACUUCACAACAUCAGCGGUCCUCCAGACCAAAGUUUCAAUUACAACGCUAUUGCGCAAGUGGCUCAACACUCAUGUCAGGUUGAGGUCCAAACCAAUUCAGAGACAGUCAAGUCCUCACCAACAGCAACUUAUCCAGUGGUUGAGAAUACCACAGAAGUGACGAAAUUAGAUAAAUCAACAGAUAAUGUUCAAACUAACUUUUCUGACCUUCUGAGUCAGUCAGUGAAAAAUCAGACAAUGACACAAUCUGUUAAUAUCACCAGCAAUGUUACUCCCACGGAUGAAAUGAAGGGUGAAGAUACAAAUGAGGAGGUCAAGAAAACCAUUGUUGACACCAAGGUUGGAUGUCUUAAUAUGAAUACAUCUGAGCCUGCGAAUGGACCAUUGGAGGUUUUUGAAAGUGAUGCAUCCAAGGAAGUCUGUGGGAUGACCUCUCAGGCAGAACCUGUCAUUUGUUAUGGGGAUUUGAAUAUUUCCAUUUCCAACCCCGACAUUGCAGAGGAUUCAAAGAGCUCUAAAAGUGUCUUGUUAGUCUCUGAUCAACCAAAAAGUGGUAAUGUUGAAUCACCUGAGUUUGACACAUCGAAAUGCCAAAAGCAGCCUGUUGUAAAAGAAACGCUUGCUGUUAUGAAGCAGUCUUCUUUGCCCAUUUUGAAGACUUAUAGGCCAUCAUUUGACUGGGGUGGUGCACUGAAACAGACGGUUCUAUCGGCGACUCCCUCUGACUCCAACCUGCAGCCAAAUAUUCAGAGCUCCCCUGUAUCCGAACAAAGUGCUUUUUCUUGUGGGCUCCUCACACAGUCUCCCUGCACGUUUAAGAGCCAGCACAGUAAAGAACCAUUGGUGAUUAUCAGCGCCUCCGAUCUGUUGAAGGCCUCCAGCAUCUCUGCAUCUGCAGGAUUCGGGAGGAAACAUAAGUUGGGAGAGCGGAACGUUUUUGGAGAGAGCGUGAGAGAAACAGUAGCGACAGAUGAAAGCAGAGUUCCACUGUCUGCCCCUUCUUGUCCGUUCUCAUACUCGUCCAGCACAUUGCCGAGUCCUUCUGGCAGAACUUCAUUGUCCGCUGCAGCUCCAAGAUCCGAUUCCGAAUCGGAAACUCUGUGCUCUCAAGAAGAGCAACAGUCAUCAUUCAGAAACCAGAUAUCCAAAAUUGAACAGUUCUUAAAAUCCGAGAGGCUCCACCUGUCCAAGCGACGACGUACAGACAGCUAAACCAACAUUAAAUGUUAGUACUGCAGAGUUCAAUAUUUUGAAUGUAGUCCUUUCACUUCUGAAUAAAACAUUUGGUGAAUUAUAAAUUAAUAUUAACUCAUAGUAUUUAUUCUCACUGAUAGUAUUUCAAGUUCAAUGUUCCUGCUUUUGCUAUUUUUUUUGUCUGGUCCACGUUUAUAUUGUUGUUUCACAGCUGGCAAGGGAAGAAUAUCACAUCCAUUCUUGUCAAAAUAUUUUUUUUGUUGUUUGUUUAUUUGUUUGUUUUAGUGAACGAAAUAACAUAUUGUAAGGACUUGUGGUUUUUUUUUGUUUUGUUUUUUACAGUCUAUAUCUGUAAUGUUUUUCU